Hippocampus zosterae (dwarf seahorse) is the source of this 3871-nucleotide messenger RNA. RefSeq names its product glypican 5c (gene gpc5c). Gene Ontology annotation, cellular component: extracellular region; cell surface; plasma membrane. The record is from RefSeq and is a predicted model, not a curated record. The transcript is spliced from 9 exons. NCBI's taxonomy places the organism in Eukaryota, Metazoa, Chordata, Actinopteri, Syngnathiformes, Syngnathidae. Gene Ontology annotation, biological process: positive regulation of canonical Wnt signaling pathway; cell migration; regulation of protein localization to membrane. Bases 245 to 2077 code for a protein of 610 amino acids.
GGGCGUGCGCGCACCCGGCGUGGAGAGACACAGACACGUACCCAGCAGCACUCCUCCCGUGUCACGGCGCAGACAGCACACCUCUCUCGACCAAUAAUGUGAACAAAACAUCAGUCUGGAUCAGAUGUUGAAAAAAACUCGUCGCUUAUUUUCUGGACUCCACAAACACAUACACGCGCGCGCACUCCCCCGAAGGGGCUGCAUCUAUCCAGCAGGCUUUUCCGGUCCGGUGUGACAUGCGGCAAUGUCCCGUGCAGGAAGAUGCCCACGCGUGAACUCCCGCGGAGUUUGGGGGAUUUUGCUGGCGCUCUUAUUGGCGGCGAGCGCGAUCCAGGUGGCCGCGUACAGCUGUCAUGAGGUGAGGGCCGCCUUCCAGGUGAGGCAGGUGGGCCCCCUGCAUCGAGUCCCGGAGACACCUGGCACAGAUGUGGAUCUCUUGGUCUGCAAGCACCAAGGUCCAUCUUGCUGCACCCGCAAGAUGGAGGAAAGCUACCAGUUCGCAGUGAGGAGAGAAACCCUCCACAACAUUUACUUAUACAGUUAUGAGCUGAAGCACCUGAUCGCUCGCCACUCGGAUGCCUUCCAGGACAUGUUCCAGUACCUGCUAUCCUUCUCCCAAGGACACCUGAGUUCUCUGCUGGAAGGGACCUACACCCCACUUUCUCGUCAAGCUUUGCCCCACGGAAACAAACUCUUCUCCUCACUCUCCCUUCAUCUCCGCGGGGCCAACGUCUCAGUGGAGACCACGGUCCAGCAUUUUUUUAAUAACCUCUUCCCCCUCGUCUACACACGGCUCAUCAAUCCGGGCAUGGUAAGCGGCAUGGCGGCGGAUACGGAAAUGACGGAUUGCCUCCGUAUGAUUCGGCAAGACGUCAACCCUUUCGGGCCGCAUCCGGCCGUCAUGGCCAAGGAGCUAUCCGAGGCGAUGAGCGUGGGCCGUCAAUUGGGCCUGUUCCUCGAGGAAGGUCUGGAGGUGCUGAAUGCCACCGAACACGUGAGCUUGACCAAAGACUGUCUUAAAGGCCUGGUGAAGAUGGUGUACUGCUCCCAUUGCAGAGGACUAACGCUCAUCAAGCCCUGUGUGGGUUAUUGUCUCAAUGUGAUGCGCGGCUGCUUGGCCAGUAUAUCUGAGCUCGAUCAGCCUUGGAGGAGGUAUACCAACUUGUUGGAACAGCUAACCAACGCCAUGGUGGGCCACCACAGCCUGGAACUCGCAUUGCUGGGAGUGCGGGGCCACGUGAACGAGGCCUUGCUCCACGCGCAACUUCACGGUCCACUCAUCACAGCCACGGUAGACAAGGUGUGUGGCCUGACGACCCGAGCGCCUACCGGCACGCAGCCUACCGGACCGGAGGUCACAACCCCCAGUGGGAGCUCGACAACUCCGCUUCCUUCUGCUGCCCCUUUCAAACCUCUGCCAGAGCAGUGGCUGGGGCAGCUCGCCCAUUUGAGGAGCUCGCCCCCACUGAAACCCUCCAAGAACAAUAAACAUAGUCUGAGAACGCUCUCUAGGGACUUCCUGAUGUACCUGCAACGCUACAAGUCUUUCUAUUCGGCGCUCCCAGAGAUGCUGUGUGAAGGGGAGAACGUGGUGGAUGAUGCCACAUGCUGGAGUGGAGAUGAGGUGGUGGAGAGUUAUACGGGCAGAGUGGUAGGAAAUGGUCUGCAUGCACAAAGACAGAAUCCAGAGGUCAAAGUUCGGAGCGCGAACCCCUCGCUCGCUGACGUGAAGGAGAGGCUUGAAACCUUCAACCAGGAGACCCAGGAGAAAUUUCCAAAUCUGGGCCAGAUGGAAGCUUGGGAAGAGCUGGGCAGUGGGGAGACGGAGGGCAGCACAGCAGAUUGUGAUGACGAAGAUGGAUGUCAAGCCUCAGGAGGCGGUCAAGACACAACCUUACACACAAAAGGCUCCAGUGAAGUUGGAUCCCUCGGGCCUGAACUGAAUGUUCCGAAGCAGAAUCCAGCCAAGGCCCCGUCAGUGCGAGUGGUCGGAGGUUCUCCAUCCAACUUCUGGCCAGGACCCUGCAGCCUCGCCCUGCUCUUCGUUGCACUUUGCUCACAGUGGACUUUAUUCUGAUGUCUACAAAAAAACAAACAAACAAAAAACUGCAGACUGAAUUUAUCAUCCAACACACACAUCACUUUUCAACUCCUCCAUCCUGUUGGAUGGCGGAAGGGCGGACUAGACAACAACCUCCGGGCGGCGAUUCUCCCCUUGCGAGAUCAUCUUGUUGUGGAGCUCGUCCGUUUGUGUGUUUGUUAAAAGCGAUUCCCGUGAACACGCACACUCCAAACAAAAUCCCCCCCCCCCCCCACUGCUUCCUCUGGGCUUUGCCGUCCGUCUCUGAAAUGGUCGAGACUGGCGUCCGUUCACUCUUAACGACGCACCCUUUGGAAUUUUAGUGAGGACUGUAUAACGGAGACUUACACUUUCUGCCAAUUUGCAUACACUUUGAUUCUCUUUUUGUUUUUCUACCUUUUCAUUUUGCUAUGGCAAACCACUGCAUCAUCUUCUGCCCCCGCAAAGGAGAAUUCAUUUCAAAACAUAUUUCCUGCGUGAGGAUUACGGAAUGCAUGCUAGAUUGAGAAAUCGGUUCCAGGCGUCUGACCCAGAAGGCCGGAUUUGAUAUCCUCUAACGACUGUGUAUCUUGGCUCCGAUUAGAAAAUGUGAACGCGUGUGCAGGUGAGCGGCCUCGCACACGUGCGACUUGCUGUUUAUAGUAAGUACGUUUAUAGCGCUGGAGUGUUUGAGGUUCAGAGUCAGCGUCAAGCUCGUAGUGGCUAAUGGAGCUUUAUGAGCUGUUUAAAUGGAUUGAAUAUACCGGGAUGGGAAUUCUAUGCAAAACCGAAAGCCGUCACUUUAAGAAGGUGGAAAGAAAGCCGGCACGGCAUUUGAUUUGAUGAAUGUUUAGCGUGCAUCUUCUCUCGUGUGCUGGCUUGUGGAAACGCAUGUUGUCCAAACUGUUACAGGAUCGGUGUCCAAAACCUUUUUUGUAGUAAUGUGCCCUAAAUUUCGUAGAAUCACUUAACGACCCUGUCAAGUGAAUUCACUAUUUCGUGUAUUCCAGAAUGCUGGAUGUUCGAAAAAAAAGUCAAACAUGACGCUUUAGAGCGCCUCGUAGUUGGCCAUAAGUGUGCAUACAUAACUGAGAAAGAAAGUAGCAGGAAAAGUACUUUGUGAACGAAUCGUGUUCCGAUACCUUUUUUAAAUAUUUGGUUCCUCUAUUGCCGGAUUCAGCACAUUGGCAGCCGUUGCGCUCGCCCUUUUCCUAAUGAGUUCAUUGUGUGUCCCGUUCUAAUGCCAGAAAUGUUUUUCUUUCAGUCACGGUAACAGUAAUGCCCCCCCCCCACACCCCUCACCCUCUCACCCUCCCUAAUGCCGAACGUUCCUCGCAAAUCCAAUAGAUUACAAGUCAAAUCCGUAUUUGUCUCUGCGCAGAAGAAGCCGAACAAGCAAACUGCUCUCCUUUUCCAAUGCCUCCCAUCCCCGCUUGCCUUCUUGUGUAAAUGUUGCCACUGUGAAGCACGUGUGAUGUAAAUGAAUGUAUGGUCAGCGUGACGACGGCGAUACCGUAUUAAAGCCGGAGCUGACAUUUCAGCUUCUCUUGGGCAUAUGUUGGUCUGUGAUUCCGCUCUCCGUGACAGAGGGAAAACGGAUAGAGUGUCUUUUGUUUGAUGUCGAUGCAAAUACAUUUUGUACGAUGGGGUCAAUGACACUUAAGGCAGAAGAGCAAUGGGGCCCAUUUGCAAGUCGAAAAUGUGUUAAAUUCUGUUCCGGUCACUAGUACUGAAUUCUUUCUCCAUGUCCCACAGAUCACUCACCGCCAUGUAUUGUAGCUUGUGGAUAAAUGUACAUAUUUAAGUCACUUA